Molecule: messenger RNA, 2757 nt
Organism: Phascolarctos cinereus (koala)
Lineage: Eukaryota; Metazoa; Chordata; Mammalia; Diprotodontia; Phascolarctidae
Product: cyclin-dependent kinase 4 inhibitor B-like
Biological process (GO): regulation of G1/S transition of mitotic cell cycle; negative regulation of cell population proliferation; regulation of cyclin-dependent protein serine/threonine kinase activity
Cellular component (GO): cytoplasm; nucleus
Molecular function (GO): protein kinase binding; cyclin-dependent protein serine/threonine kinase inhibitor activity
Source: RefSeq, a predicted model, not a curated record
UUUUCUCUUAAGAAAGAAGGGAGCGACUACGACUACUUGAAGAUGGGGAAAGUGGAAGGGGAGGUGUUUCUGCAAGUAUUUCCAAAGUCUUUGGGUUCCUGCCUUUCAUUUGCAAUACGAACUUUGGGUGGAAUGUUCAUGGGAGUACUAAGCCACAGUCUGUUCUUGGGUUGGGGUGGUCCACCUGAAUGGAUUUGCGGCGCAUGCUCCCCAGUAUCUACCCCAGCCCUCCCCUUCUCGAGAGUGUGGUCGCUCCUGAUUGUCUGCGGUGAUGUCAUCGGCUGCCGGGUGAAAAGACAGGCAAGUUAGAACAAGUUCAGCGCUAGCCUGGAGCGGAGGUGGAGCCAUAGAGGGGUGGGGAGAGUAGGGCACUGUCCCAGCUGGAGAGAGAAAAUAAUUUCGGUCUCCCAGACGCGGAUUCCCAUUACUGCAACUAGCAGAGGUGGGAAAGGUCUUUUUGCUUCGGCACUGCCCAGGUGCGUCUGAGUACUGGAACCCCUUUCAUUAGCAGAGGCGAGGAAACUUUCGCUUAUUAGAUUCACUCCAAAGUCCUCAUGGGGGUGGAAAGCUGGAAUUAGCUAAUACUCUGGACUGCGAAACCACGGGUCACUGAGGCGGAAAAGGGAUAUGAGGGGUGGCUGGAAGCCCAGCUAUCAGCUUUAAGACUCAGUGCAAAAACACCACAGGAAUAGAAAAAGGGGUUGAAGCAACCCUCUCCAACAAGGUGCAAAGGCCCUGGAGUGAAGAAGGGAAGGAGGAAAGAGAAGUACACAGAGUGAACCUUGCAGUAUCCAGUCGAGACAUUCACGGAUUCUGAAAUGACAGAAAAAUCAGAGGAGGAAAGGGGUAUUCGCCUCGACAGCUAUCUCGACCUGACCAGUGUCGCUGCCCGAGGGCAAGUAGAACGUUUGCAGGAGCUCCUGGCAGCGGGAGCAGAUCCCAACGGAGUCAAUCGCUUUGGGAGGCGGCCCAUCCAGGUCAUGAUGAUGGGCAAUGUCGGAGUAGCAGAGCUCCUACUGAAGCAUGGAGCAGAUCCCAACGUCCCUGACCCCACCACCCUCACCCUACCAGUCCACGAUGCAGCCCGAGAGGGCUUCCUGGACACCCUGAUCUUGCUUCAUCGUGCAGGAGCCCGCUUGGACAUUGGAGACUCUCUAGGCCGCCUCCCCUUGCACCUAGCUCAGCAGCAGGGACACCACCAAGUCACCUUAUACCUUCAAACAGUUACAGGGGAUUGAAAGCAAUGAUGAAACUAAUCCACCCUUGGGACUUCUUACCCUUCUCCCUUUGGCUUCCACAGCAGCUCCAAACAGAUUGAGGAAGGGAUACCUGGAAGGUGACAGAGAGCAGCUUUGAACAUACUCCCUUAUGCACCUUCUCAGACAGGAUGACAAGUUUCUAGUCAGAGACCCACCCAGCCAAAACUCCCCAAGGAGGAAGAAGGUGUAUUCAUACUCUAGCUAUACCCUCAACUGUUUCCUUCAUUUUCUCAGUUUACAGUAAAAACAGGAGCUGAGUAGAAAUGGAGAAGCAAUUUUUUGGUCAGUAUUUCCAUCUGAGGAAAUAAGAACAGGGUAGAAAAUCUGCAAAUGUGAGACUUCUAAAUACAUAAUUUGUGGUGGGAAGUUAGUGGGGUGGUGGAUAGAAGACUUUUUUUUUCUCUGAAGGUGGGGGAAUGGUGGUCUAUGGAAUACUGUCUCAUCCAGAUAGGCAUCCCUGGUGGAGGAACCAGUUAGAAAAACCUUCACUGGAGGAUCUGGCAGUACAGUAGGAAUCCUCCCCGGCUUAACUGGAGUGGCCUAGAACACUGGUAAUAUUGGUACAAAGUGGAGGGAAGAAGAAAGUUUUAAUGAUGCAGGUAGAUUUUAUUAUGGGAGAGGGAUAUUCUACUGAGUUGCUAAGGGAGCCAAAGAUGGCAAAUAGAACUGAUGUGCUCACUUUUGGGGGGGGGUCAGAUUUAUUCAGUCUGGCUUGUAGUGGAAGGGAAGGGAAGGGAGUAUUGGAAGUCACAGAUUUGCCCAUAAACUUUAAAAACCAAGAGAUGCAAUGAUAGAUGGCUCUCUGAAAUGUUUUGGCCACUGUUAGUGUUUUUUGGGUCCCUAUCUCCUUAAAGGUUCUAGCCAGGAUGAAAUAGCAGAGUGGGAAAAAAAAGUGUGAGUUAGGGAAGUGUUUUCUAAAGAGAUUCUUUGAAACUCAGGCUAACUGUAUUGGGAAAGUGCCAUAGCACCAUGUAAACUCAUCAAACUCAUGCCUAAAACAUCCAUGUUAAUUUUACUAUGGUGAUUAGAUAUCAAGGAAUUCAAUACAGCAUCCUGGGAGGUUUCUAUUAGAACUACAUUAAUUACAACCUGUUUACUAGUCUAAACUGAGAUAAUGGAUCCCUUUACAAUUCUUUUAAGCCCACCUGGAAGCAAAGGUCUGAAUUCAAGAUCCAAAUUGGCUUUUGUGACCCUGGGCUAGUUAGACUUAAUCUCUCAGGGCUCUAAGAAACUCUUUAACACAAAGAGAGCUGUUGUUUCCCUCAGUUGCAGAGAAGGUGCUGAUCUGCAUAGGUUGAAGGAACUUCCUCACUGAGGAGCUUCCUAAGCCAGAGAGAUCACAGAUGUAGUCUCUAUCCCUAUCCUAUUCGUCUGUUGUUUUUCAAACUAUUUUCUCUGUGGGUUUGUCUCGGGGGAUGUAUUUAAAUGACCAUUUAAAUAUUAUAAAUGUGGUUUAGAGCACUGAUGAAUUUAUUCAAUAAAAUUAUCUCAGAAUUCA